Desarmillaria tabescens is the source of this 360-nucleotide messenger RNA. RefSeq lists its product as uncharacterized. The coding region runs from base 1 to 360 and encodes 119 amino acids. The record is from RefSeq and is a predicted model, not a curated record. The transcript has 4 exons. Lineage: Eukaryota; Fungi; Basidiomycota; Agaricomycetes; Agaricales; Physalacriaceae.
AUGACCACGAUUAAUUUUUCCCUCCUUUGGUUCUUCGUCCGAUUUGGUUUCAUUGACAAUGGUCAAGAUGCUUUGAGUGUCUUCAUGGGAUUGACAAGCUUCAAUAGUCAGUGGACUAUCACCCAGGUAGGCAUGGGUGUCACAGGGACCAUCAGUACCAUCAUCUCUGAUGGGACUCUGGAGGAAUUAAGGCAGGUCGUCGUAGAGUCAGCUGCACUGUACUCCGCUGCAUUGAUCAUCUACAUCACCUUCAUCUCACAUAAUACGCUGGGCACUUAUCUCGAUGUUAUCAUGAGCUCGAUUAAAGGUAUUUCCCCCACUCUUAUUGUUGGUCGUGUCACCACUGGGCAGAGGCUAUAG